Maylandia zebra (zebra mbuna) is the source of this 3466-nucleotide messenger RNA. It is a transcript of the gene nsun4, whose product is annotated as NOP2/Sun RNA methyltransferase 4. Lineage: Eukaryota; Metazoa; Chordata; Actinopteri; Cichliformes; Cichlidae. Gene Ontology annotation, molecular function: RNA methyltransferase activity. Gene Ontology annotation, biological process: rRNA methylation. Gene Ontology annotation, cellular component: mitochondrial large ribosomal subunit. The record is from RefSeq and is a predicted model, not a curated record.
AAGCAGGGGCACGGCAAGAUGGCGCUGCUCUGGGACACCAGCCUGCUGUUAAGAAAAGUUAAAGAUUUAAGAUGUUUGACACCCAGACGACACCGAGUGAAAGAGAAAUGGGCUGCUACACGUCCCAAGCUCCCACCCACCAGAUUGGCCGUGCAUCACUUUGACGCCACCUAUAGCACUCAGCUGGGGCAGCUGUGGCCCUCAGUGCGACUCGCCAUGCUGUCAGAGAGAAAAUAUGGAGCCCUGCUCAAUAAUUUCUCCCAUAACGCUGCUCUGACAGAGCUCGAAGCUCAGGGAUGCGUAGAUUUCAUCAGUGAAAGAGAGAAAGACGUUCCUUCUUGCUUGGAGGAAAAAUCAGAGGAACCUAGUGAUGUUUCCAUGAAGAGCUCUGACGCUGAUGGCGAGCAGCUAUCUCUAAGCCCAAACAUCAAGUGUUUAGUGUUUCCGAGAGGCGACGUGACACGAUUCAAGCCUGCAAGGCCAGACAAGAACGGCCUGUUGGGUUACUACCUGAUGGACGCAGCAUCUCUGCUGCCCUGUCUUGCACUGGAUGUUCAAGAAGGUCACAGCGUGCUUGACCUCUGUGCUGCUCCAGGAGGCAAGACCCUGGCUUUGCUUCAGACCCAGGCCAUCAGGUUUUUGUGCAUAAAUGACAGCUCAGUGUCUCGAACACUACGACUGAGGAAGGUCCUCCACAGCUAUGUUCCUAAGCAUUUUUUGACAAAUGAGAACCUGCGCAUCACCUCUUUCGAUGGCACCAAAUGGGGGGAAAUUGAAAGCAACACUUUUGACAGAGUCCUUGUUGACGUUCCCUGCACCACAGACAGACAUUCACUCAUGGAGGACGACAACAACAUAUUCAGUAAGAAUCGGACUGGGGAGAGACGCAGGCUCCCGCAGCUACAGCUGGAGCUGCUGCUAGCGGGAAUCCAGGCUGCUUGUCCUGGUGGGGAGAUCCUCUACUCCACCUGCACGCUCUCACAGAACCAGAACCUCAGUGUGGUUGAACAGGCUAUCUACCAAGCUCGAGAGAAAGAUGGCAUCCAUCUACAGGUUGUGGAUCUGAGGCCCCUGAUGCGCAUGUUCGGGAACACCUUUCACUUCGCUCCGGACCUCCACCUGGGCGAGAUGGUCAUCCCGCACCUAGCAGCUAACUUUGGACCCAUUUACAUGUGCAAGUUAAAGAGGCUGACGUAGGACGUGGACUCUUGCACAAGUUCGCCUGAGACUUUCAAAUACUGAGCAACUCUGCUGCCAGAUUUGGAGUCAGCUGGAUUUGCAAACUGCUUCUGGUGGACCCGGGCUUUCAUCAUAACUGUUUUCCGGAGCUUUUUGAAGCCUUCUAAGCCAACCAUGACUCUCAGAGACGUUUCUCCUUUUUCCUCUGUUUUCUCAGUCCUAUAUGAUUACUAAGCCUUAACACUGGGUCACCUUUGCAGGCUACACAGCACAUGUAAAUAAUAUCAGUUUUAGAUUGUGCAGGUAAAGCAUGAGACAAACAGGAAAGAGAUUUUUCCUCAGUGCAGAAUUGGAUCAGUCAAUUCACCAGACACGAGGACAGGUGACUCUGAGCGCACAAUAUCCCAUCCAAAUCCUAACACUUUUUUUUUUUUUUGCAGCUUUCUAGUAGGGUCCUUAUGCUUUAAAACUAGCUGCACGAGCUGAUGAAUGACCUCUUUUUAGUUUCAAAGGGACGUGAGGAGUACUUCCUAAAGUCUGGCCUGCACUGACACCCGUCCCUUCAGUGUCCUCAUCAUUCAUGCUGGUCAUCAUGAUUGAUGCACUAAACUGCUGUUAAACGAAUAAUUAAACUGAACUUAUUGACGAUGUGGAUGUUUAGGUUUUUAUCAGUAAACCAUUCAAAUUAAUGUAAGUUAAAUUUACAUUAUCACUAGAAAUCACCCGAGGGCACACUGUGCACCAGAGUGUUCUUUGCACAGAUCUUUUCUACUGUGACAUAUUAAAGAGAUGUGACACACAACCAGGAUAUGCAUAUGGCCGUGUGAGAAGAAGUCAAAUAGUCAUUCAAUAAGUUGUUAGUCAGCACUUUACGUUCUUAUCACAUUUUGAGUGUGAUUAAAUGUUAAUAUUUAAGUGGUGCUCGUAAGUUACAGGCGAUAGCUACAAGAAAACAAUGGACAGAGGAUUAAGAUUACAAUUAGGAAGGAUGUGUCAUUUUCUUUAAAGGUCUCCUCCACUCAUAUAUAGCUAUUUAUGAGUUGCUGUUUAAUUUUUGCCCUCUAGGUGUCAACAGUAGAUCAAGAUUACAAGUGUCCUGUAUCUUCCUUGUCCACUAGAGGACACUGAGCGUUUAUAUGUGGAAAUGCUACUGUAAUUCCACUAUGUGUGUUUGUCUUGCUGUACUUUGUCAGCUGCACAGGGAUGAUGUUUGUGGUUUGGGGAAAAAAACACAAAUUUCCAUCAGAAUUACCUGCUCUCUUUAGCUCGGCAAUGAAAAUGGGCUUGUCUUGUUCUUUGCUUAUUCAUCAGGUUUGAUGGCUUUGCCUAAUAAUGCGAUAUAUGGCUGUGUGAGAGGAGGGCGUAAUGAAAAGGCAGGUAAUGACUUCUUUGACCAUUUGGCUUCUCACAUCUGAAUCUGCGCAGCUUUCAUUACUAUAGCUGGAUUGAGUCCGUUUUUGCAUCGGCAUCACUCAGAGGUGAAAUGGUUCCUCUUAUCACAGCCUAAUGUGAGCGCAGAGGUGCCUCUUUUUCUUUUUUUUCCAUCACACCGCCGAUGACCCUUUAUGUUGUCCUGGCCCAGGCAAUGUAGCAUGAAAAAAGGUGUGUGUCUCUGUGUGUGCGUGUUUCUUAACGAGUCCACCAUCCACAUCCCACUGUCAUUAAGCUGCUCCGGAGCUGACUCCCAUCCCCGUGCCGGGAUGGACGUCAGCCAUGCGGCUCCCAGAUGAACAUUAAAGAGGCAGCAGAGAGCUAAAAUGGGACGACUCGCCCCGUUUUGCCCCUCCGCUUUUUUUUAUUCCACAGAUGAGUGCAGAUAAUUUUCUGUGCGAUUGUGAGUGAUUACUGUAUUACUGCGGUAAAAGGGGGAUGUAUCGGGGAAUGCAGGGGGAAUUAAUGACACAUAAAAACUAUUUUUGUAUUGACUGCGUUCGUCCCCAGGGCCUCGAAUGCCUCCUCGCAUAUCUUGUGAUUACCUAAACGUAUUGUAAAUAUGUGUUUCCUAUGGGCUCCUACAUAAAUUUACAUGUUUUAACACUCAGGAGACGGCAGACUGUUAGAGAUGAGUUACUCUCUAUUCUGCCUGUCUAUAGACUCGACUGGCUGCCUGCUUUAUUAUUGAAUUAGCCAAUGAAGCGCUGUGCGUUUGUGUCCCUAUGUGUAAGCCUGUGUUAGGGAGACAUGCUGUGUAUUAGAAAGAUGAAUAUUAUGGAUUUAACUACACACCCACAUGCUUCCGCUGUGUUUUCUAGUACAAUUUUUGUUAAUAAACCUGCAAAAACACUAA